Anarrhichthys ocellatus (wolf-eel) is the source of this 2180-nucleotide messenger RNA. RefSeq names its product cathepsin K (gene ctsk). Gene Ontology annotation, biological process: proteolysis. The coding region runs from base 114 to 1106 and encodes 330 amino acids. The record is from RefSeq and is a predicted model, not a curated record. NCBI's taxonomy places the organism in Eukaryota, Metazoa, Chordata, Actinopteri, Perciformes, Anarhichadidae. Gene Ontology annotation, molecular function: cysteine-type peptidase activity. The transcript is spliced from 8 exons.
UCCUCAAAAUCCAACCGGUAUAUAAACUCACACACUGACCUACUUUGACAGCAGAGGAACACGGUGUCGCACUCAGAAAACUUCACCAAACCCUUUGACUUUCGGACUCAAGAAUGUUGCAGUGUGUGUGCUUGUUGCUGCUGGCGGCCUCGGCCCUGAGCCACCUGGAUGAAGCCUCUCUGGACACCCAGUGGGAGGAUUGGAAAAUCACACACCGGAGAGAAUACAACGGCCUGGAUGAAGAGGGGAUUCGCAGGGCCAUCUGGGAGAAGAACAUGCGGCUGAUUGAAGCCCACAACCAGGAGGCAGCACUGGGCAUCCACUCCUACGAGCUGGGGAUGAACCACCUGGGCGACAUGACGUCAGAGGAAGUGUCCGAGAAGAUGACCGGUCUGCAGGUCCCGAUGGACAGCGAGCGCAGCUUCACCACGGCUCUGGACGACGCGGCGUUCAAGUUUCCCAAAUCCAUUGACUACCGCAAGAAGGGCAUGGUGACUCCAGUGAAGAACCAGGGUUCCUGUGGCUCCUGUUGGGCCUUCAGUUCGGCCGGGGCCCUCGAGGGCCAGUUGGCCAAGACGACGGGGAAGCUGCUGGACCUGAGUCCCCAGAACCUGGUGGACUGCGUCAAGGAGAACAGCGGCUGCGGAGGAGGAUACAUGACCAACGCCUUCAAGUACGUGCAGGACAACGGAGGCAUUGACUCGGAGGCGGCCUACCCGUACGUCGGAGAGGACCAGCCGUGCCGCUACAACUCAUCGGGCAUGGCAGCCCAGUGCAAAGGCUUCAAGGAGAUCACAGUGGGCGACGAGCAAGCGCUGGCUCGAGCUCUGUGUAAAGUGGGUCCCAUCUCCGUGGGCAUCGACGCCUCGCUCGGCACCUUCCAGUUCUACCAGAGAGGUAUUUACUACGACCGCAACUGCAACAAAGACGACAUCAAUCACGCCGUGCUGGCUGUUGGCUUCGGAGUGAACACCAAGGGGAGGAAAUUCUGGAUCGUCAAGAACAGCUGGAGCGACCAGUGGGGCAAGCAGGGCUACAUCAUGAUGGCACGUAACCGCGAUAACCUCUGCGGCAUCGCCAACCUCGCCAGCUACCCCGUCGUGUGAAGAAGGACGAAAAGGGGCUUUGCUUAGUCUACGACACACAGAAAUGCACUUGACUAUGUAUGCAGAGCUCAUUCCUACCAUGGAUGUAUUAUUAAACCGGUGGUCCAGUUGCAAAUAAAUCCCCUGGAGCCCAAAAACUACAUUUUAAAAGAGACAUCUCAGGUCAAUUAUCACUCUUAUUAUUGUACAUUUUUAAAAACAGUUCCAAAGCCCCAGAAAAGUAUUUUGUUGUUUUUUCUGAAUGACAUCACUGCUGAACGGUUUGCCCGUUCUCAUUGGCUCAUACCUGGGCCAGAGGCAUGAUGGGAUUAACACAUAACCCGGAAGCUAGAAACCUUUUUUGGUGAAUGCGCCGCAGGCGAGCAGUUCUCAUUGAACUGAACAGACGCCAUUUUUGAUGACCCAGUUCUGUAAUACAUCCAUGAGUCCAACAUACAAAACCACUGCAAACAAUAACAGAGGAUUUUAUUCUGUCUUGCUGGUUUUUAAAACAUAUAUUUUUGAAUCACCAAACAUUAAAAUAAGAAACCAGACUCUUUUGGAAUGAACCUCUUCCAGCGAUGAAAAGUGUGAAACGUUUGUGUGAAGUCUUAGAUUCCAAGUGUCUGAUGAGGACGUUUGGAUUAUCUUGAGUUAUUUGAAGCACUUUGAACCUCUUUAAGACUCUUCAGUUGUAUGUUCGCACCAGCAGACCUCCACGGUGGUCUGCUCCAUAAACAGGUUUAGUACCUCCAGGGCCUGCUGUUAGUGACCCUAAACCUGAACACUGUACCAAGUCCAAUCUCAGCAGGCACUCAACUCACAGUAGCACGCUGGGAGGCGGAGACAGUUCCACGGCCCCUUCAGCUUUAACUACAGGUCAAGAACCAACAGAGUUUAAAUUCACUGUGACAGGAAGCAUUGCUGGCCAAUGGGAGCUCCUCCUUUUUCUUUCGACGCAGAGUCGGUUCUUUUAAAAUUUUAAGUUUUUUCUCUCGAUCGUGUCGACUUUUGUUUUUCUGUUCAGCACUUUUUCUGAUGAUCAAACUGUAAACUGGUGUUUUCUAUGAAUAAAGGUUUCAUUUUGAAGUUAAA